Messenger RNA from Tachysurus fulvidraco (yellow catfish), 4212 nucleotides. It is a transcript of the gene eml1, whose product is annotated as EMAP like 1. Gene Ontology annotation, molecular function: microtubule binding. Gene Ontology annotation, cellular component: mitotic spindle. The coding region runs from base 432 to 2897 and encodes 821 amino acids. Gene Ontology annotation, biological process: microtubule cytoskeleton organization. The record is from RefSeq and is a predicted model, not a curated record. NCBI's taxonomy places the organism in Eukaryota, Metazoa, Chordata, Actinopteri, Siluriformes, Bagridae. The transcript has 23 exons.
UCCACGACAUUACACAAACACUCUUACUGCACACACUCUAACACACACGCACACACACAUACAGUACACACAGCAGUUAUUUCCUCUUAGAUCUCAAGCUGUCUAAAACUGUUUUUCUUGUGGAUGUUUACACAGCCCACAGCUGCUCUGGAGAAGGUCAUAAAGGAUAAAUAGCAGAGAGAGACAGAAGAACAGGACAUUUAAAAACAUAUUUCCGUUCUUUUUUUUUUUUUGGUUGGGGAUUUGCAAGGCUGUUUGGAGAGUAAGUGAAAUUGGGACCGAGUUGGUUUGACAGCCACCCUUGAGGGGACAGGUUGUCAUGGUAACUGACCACGGUGGGCUGACCCUAGCAUGCUGGAUGGUGAAAGGAACUAGAGUGACCCUAUCAAGCCACUGAAAGUGACGGUGAAGAAGGAGAGCACAGGGAGAGGAUGGAGGACAGCUUUUCCAGCUACAGCUCUCUCUAUGACACAUCCUCAUUGCUGCAGUUCUGUAAUGAUGACAGUGCCUCGGCGACAAGCAGCAUGGAGGUGACAGACCGACUCGCAUCUCUGGAGCAGCGUGUUCAGAUGCAGGAGGAUGAGAUUCAGCUGCUGAAGUCAGCGUUAGCCGAUGUGGUGAGGAGACUCAACAUCUCAGAGGAGCAACAGGCCAUGCUGAGCAGGAAGGGACCAACCAAAGCCAGGCCAAUGAUUGCAACACUGCCAUUGAAGCCCACAGUCCACAAUGGUAACAUCCUACCAAAGAAAAGUGCCAUUCUGCUCUCACCCUCAGGCUCCAAGAAAGACAACACACCAGCGACCAAAAGCACUGUGAAAAGAACAAGCUCUUCAGAGCAAGUGGGUCCUAGCAGUAGGAAAGAAAGUGGAGGUGAAGCCAAGAGCAACCGCACACGCACUGCCUCAACUGGAAGCAACUCAAGUGGCAAGAGAACCAGUGAGAGUAAACAGAAGGAGCCUGUGUUCUGUGCUGGGAUGCGACGCGUGACACACUGCAAAGAUGAAGGGUAUGUCAAAAUGUAUUUGAAAGGAAGACCCAUCACUAUGUACAUGCCAAAAGAGCUGUUGGACACAUACUGCCUAGAAGAAAAAGCUGAUCUGCCUCCCAAAAAACUGAAGUUAGACUGGGUUUAUGGCUACCGGGGCCGUGACUGUCGGUCCAAUCUCUACCUGCUCCCCACUGGAGAGACGGUUUAUUUUAUUGCCUCUGUGGUGGUGUUGUACAACGUAGACGAACAGCUGCAAAGACACUACACUGGGCAUACCGAUGACAUCAAAUGCCUAGCUGUCCAUCCUGAUAAAAUCACCAUAGCAACAGGACAAGUGGCUGGAACCACCAUGGAUGGCAAGCAGUUAGCUCCUCACGUCCGUGUUUGGGACUCUGUGAGUCUAAACACACUUCAUGUUCUUGGAGCUGGCUUUUUUGACAGGGGUCUUGUGUGCCUCUCCUUCUCUAAAUCGAAUGGUGGGAGCUGGUUGUGUGUAGUAGAUGACUCCAACGAUCAUGUCCUUUCAGUAUGGGACUGGCAACGAGAAGAGAGACUUGCUGAAGUUAAGUGCUCCAAUGAGUCCAUUUUUGCUGCUGAUUUCCAUCCAACAGAUGCAAACAUAAUUUUAACAUGUGGGAAGUCCCACCUUUGCUUUUGGUCACUAGAAAAAGGCUCCCUUCUAAAAAAACAGGGUUUGUUUGAGAAACAAGAGAAGCCGAAGUUUGUCUUGUGUGUGACGUUUUCAGAAAAUGGUGAAGCUAUCACUGGUGACUCCAGUGGAAAUAUACUUGUGUGGGGCAAAGGCUCUAAUCGCAUUAGUUUGGCCAUUCAGGGUGCACAUGAAAGCAGCGUGUUUGCUCUGUGCAUGUUGAGAGAUGGCACGUUGGUUUCGGGUGGGAAAGACCGUAAGCUCACAUCAUGGGAUGGAAACUACCAGAAGAUUCAUAGGGUGGAGGUUCCUGAAGUGUAUGGGCCUAUUCGCACCAUUGCUGAGGGGAAAGGAGAAACUAUUCUCAUUGGAACAACCAAAAACUACAUCUUGCUUGGCAAUCUGAAUGGUGAAUUCACCUCCAUUAUACAGGGUCAUACUGAUGAGUUAUGGGGCUUAGCUGUGCACCCACUAAAGCUGCAGUUCCUGACCUGUGGCCAUGAUAAACAGGUCUGUCUGUGGCACUCAGCAUCCCAUCAGCCACUCUGGACCAAGACCCUGGAGGAUGCUGCUCAGUCUGCUGGCUUCCACCCCUCUGGGGCAAUUGUUGCCAUAGGAACACAGACAGGCAGGUGGCUUGUUCUGGAUACAGAAACUAAGGAUCUAGUCACAGUCCAUACAGAUGGGAAUGAACAGCUCUCAGUUAUGCGUUUUGCUCCAGAUGGCAAUUUCCUUGCCAUUGGGUCACAUGACAAUUACAUCUACAUUUAUGCUGUAGCUGAGAAUGGCAAGAAAUACAGUCGAGUGGGAAAAUGCUCUGGUCACUCCAGUUUCAUUACUCAUCUAGACUGGUCUAUAGACUCUCAGUACCUGGUGUCCAACUCUGGAGAUUAUGAGAUCCUUUACUGGAUCCCCUCUGUGUGUAAACAAGUAGUGAGUGUGGAAACUACCCGAGAUAUCCCAUGGGCCACCUUUACCUGCACACUGGGCUUUCAUGUGUUUGGCUUGUGGCCAGAUGGCUCUGAUGGGACAGAUAUUAAUGCAGUGUGCAGUUCCAAUGAGAAGAGACUUCUCGCCACGGGGGAUGAUUUUGGAAAAGUGCACCUUUUCUCUUUCCCCUGCUCUCAAUCCAGAGCUCCUAGUCAUGUCUAUGGUGGUCACAGCAGUCAUGUCACCAAUGUUAACUUCCUGUUUGAUGACAGCCACUUGGUGUCCACUGGAGGAAAGGACAUGAGUGUAAUGCAGUGGCGUGUCAUAUAAACAACUACUGACAUUGUAUGUGGAAAUGGAUUGGGAAAAUUCCCAUUACUAUCAGAUUGAAAUGAAGGAGUGGCAGUCAUUUGAAGGCAUAUCAUAUAUAAUUAGGUGAGGCAGGCAUGUUAAGCUAUUGUUUGCUAUGUGCUAAAACACAAAAUAUGCUUACUGUCUCAUCAGCCAUUAGGAGCACAUUCUGCAAACUCAACAAACAAAAUUACCUUGAAGUGAUGACAUGAACAACUUUUUUCCACGUGAUGCAUUUUGUGAUGCCAAAGCUGACAAAUUUACAUUGAAACUGUUACAGCAGACAUGGUAUAUGUCUCCACCUUCUGGCCUCAAUAAGUAUUGCAGCCACUCCUCUGUGAUUGAAUUUUAGUGCUAAUGUACAGAAUGAUUGUCUCUGAACUUCCUGAACUGAUCUCAGCUUUCACUCUUCCUUUGAAGAGGCAUUGUGUAUAUUAAACAGCAUGAAUUUACCAAACACAGCAAUGGCACUGUGAUCAAAAUAACCCCACAUUUAUACCAAAAUAAUGCAUGAAACCCCUUUUAGACAACACUACAGCUAAUAGGUCAUAGUUAGGGUGCUAGUCUCCUCAUUUUCUAAUAAGUGUGCUUUAAUAAGACUUAAUGAAGUGUCUUAAUUAACUGCAAGUUAAUGAAACUGCAUUCCUUAAGUAUUUAUGAGAUAUAAUUUUAUUAUUUCCCAGAGCAUAACACUACAAAAUGUGGUUUUGUUCUAGGAGGGGUUCAAAACUUAUGCAAUACAUGAUAUUCGAUUCAUUUCUAUCGUCUCCAGGAGAAAAGUGUUACCAUGUUGACUAGACUAAACAGUACUAACAUUACUUUUUAUUAAAACCAACAAAUCUAGCAAUGCAAUGUAAUUCUUUUUAAAUACUCUAUGAGGAACUCUCUCCACUGCUUAAUAAGUAUAAACACACUUCAUUUUUUUUGCACUGAAAGAGAAUGAGAAACUCAUCAGGGUUUUUAAUGACUGUAGUUUGUAUAUUAAAAAUAGUUUUAGCAUGCACAUAGUUGGUUGACUGUAUUUUUUAAGCAUUUUUCAUUCAGAUUUUGAUUUUCCAACUGAUUGGCCUGUAGCACAAUGGCAAAUUGUGAUUUCAGAUUUUGGUUUUUAACAUUGAGGGAUGGAAUUGAACAUUACGAAUGAAUGAAUCAGUAGCCAUGAUGGUAUUAGGCGUGUAUCUGGCUUGUAUGAACAGGUAACAAUGAUUACAGAAUGUUUAAUAAAAUGUAAAAAUCUGGCAUCAUUCUAAACAUUAUCACCUUCAAUCACUCAUAUUAAAUUCAUUCAAAUCUA